Molecule: messenger RNA, 603 nt
Organism: Colletotrichum phormii
Lineage: Eukaryota; Fungi; Ascomycota; Sordariomycetes; Glomerellales; Glomerellaceae
Exons: 1
Coding region: 72-446 (124 amino acids)
Source: RefSeq, a predicted model, not a curated record
CUUACAAAUCUUCCCUCGUCUUCGUAUCACUCACACAUCUGUUUGUUUACCUAUUGGCCAUAGCUGACAUAAUGCAGCCUCCCGGGUUCGGAAAGCAGACAAGUCUCCGCCAUCCCCGAUCCCGACCCCGCAGUCCGGGUCCCACGGCACCGAGCCCGAACCCGAACUUCGUCGCCCAUCAGGUAUUGUUCGGAGGGUGUACAUCGGUCGAUCUCAACUUAGUCGAACAUUCAAUUCUGAAGCAUAACAAACCAACUCCAUACGAUAUGAUGGCUGAUAUAUUGCCUGAAAGACCUCCCAAGCCUCCUCACUUUGCACAUGAACCAAAAAGUUCGGUUCUCGGACCGCCUGAACAAUCAAUCUCACGUAAGAUGCACUUCUCCGAACCAGACGCCACAAACCCCGCGAUAGCACACCGUCCACAACACUCUCAACCAGUGAUUUAGCAAUUAGACCGACUGGGUAUCGUAAAUUCGCGGGGUCGGGUUGCUGGGCAAAUGUCUUACCUUCCAGUAUCCAGCUUAUCUGCUCCAGUGCAACUCGUCCGGACGCUGACACAUGAAUGGGGGAAUGGCUUCCUCGUAUGACAAAGGAACGCUACAA